Messenger RNA from Onthophagus taurus, 815 nucleotides. RefSeq names its product glutathione S-transferase theta-1-like. Gene Ontology annotation, biological process: glutathione metabolic process. Gene Ontology annotation, cellular component: cytoplasm. Lineage: Eukaryota; Metazoa; Arthropoda; Insecta; Coleoptera; Scarabaeidae. Gene Ontology annotation, molecular function: glutathione transferase activity. The record is from RefSeq and is a predicted model, not a curated record.
GAUCUCAGUGGAGUUUUUGAUAUAAGUAAAGAGGUACAGCAAAAAUCUCAUCAAUUUCUAAUUAUUCAUUGAAAAUGUCGCUAAAAUUAUACUUUGAUUUAAUGUCACAGCCCUCUAGGGCCCUUUUUAUUAUGCUUAAAAAGUACAACAUUCCAUUUCAAGAAUGUUUGGUGAAUUUAGGAAAAGGUGAGCAUAUGACGGAUGAGUACAGUAAUGAAGUAUCCAGAUUUCAAAAAGUACCUGUUAUUAAAGAUGGGGAUUUUAUUUUAACUGAGAGCAUUGCAAUUUUGCGUUAUUUACAACGUGAAAAAGGAUUACCAGAGCAUAUUUACCCAAGUACUAGUAAAGAACAAGCAAGAGUUGAUGAAUUUUUAGAAUGGCAACACAAUAAUCUUAGAUUGUUUUGUGCUUCUUAUUUCCAAUUCAAAUUCUUAUUACCAAGAACAGCUGGUAUUCAAAUGGAUGAAGGAAUUGUAAAUCUUUAUACAACAAAAAUGGAAGAGACUUUAGAUAAUAUGGAAAAAUUAUGGAUACAAAAUAAGGCGUUCAUUAAUGGAGAUAAAAUUUCUGCUGCUGAUAUUUGGGCUAUUUGCGAAAUUGAACAACCAAGAAUGGCUGGUUAUAAUCCAAGAGAAGGGAGGCCAAUUUUAAAUGCUUGGAUGGAUAGAGUUCAAGCUACAUUAAACCCUUAUUUCGAUGAAGCUCAUAAAAUUGUAAAUAAGAUUGUUAGUAAAAGCAAAGCCAAGUUGUAAUUUUUUUAGUUAAUUGAAUUGUUAUCAAUAUUAAUGUUAUAAAUACAUUAACUAAAGUUUUUA